Molecule: messenger RNA, 2120 nt
Organism: Cladophialophora immunda
Lineage: Eukaryota; Fungi; Ascomycota; Eurotiomycetes; Chaetothyriales; Herpotrichiellaceae
Exons: 1
Coding region: 334-1644 (436 amino acids)
Cellular component (GO): cytosol
Source: RefSeq, a predicted model, not a curated record
AGAUAUACUCCCAUCUACCGCCCUCCAUGUCCCCUACCCAGACUCUCUUAUACUACACAAACAUCUCCAUUCACCCACACGCCCACUGCGAUCUACCCAGAGCGGCAAACAUUGUGUUGUGUUGACAAAGACUUACAAAAGCUCUUUGUCCCCCUCCUUACUGAUUAGCCUUUUUUCCCACACCACCACCCUCCAUCACCGCCCAAGCACGGCUGACUGUAUUUCUCUUGAGUGAAUUUAUUUCUCGAAAUACGCUCCUGCCAAAAACAGUGACCUGUCCCUCCCCGGACCCUCUAUAUUAGUCGCCAUCUGUCCCUCAGACGUCCAGUGACAAUGGCAGACUACGACUAUCCUCAAUCCCCGACCAUGUCACAAGACAGACACAUGGGCUCAAUGGCCGCAGCCCUCAGAUCGAGGUUGGAGGACCUCCCUCAAUUAAAUAUGGCAAACCUGGGCACACAUUGGAAACGAACGUCUCUCGAAUACCCCAACUCCGCGUCUUCAUCACGCUCUGCAUAUUCAUUCAGCUCGAGACUAUCAGAAGAUACCGACGCCACAGACCUGACUGUCACACCGACCGCCCGCUCACGCGCAAGCACAUUUGACAACACAGAGAGUCUACCUAUGCCCGUUGUGCCGGCAGUGCCAUGCAAACCCCCUUUGAGAGUAGUACUGGGAACAGCUUCGGUCGGAUCGAACUUGUCACCACUCGCCAAAAUCACCACAGUCGAGGACGCCUCGAAGUUCGUCGACUUGUUCCGGUCAAGGGGCUACGCAGACAUCGACACCGCCCGAGCGUACCCAGUGGGUCGAGGUGGCACCUGUGAGAAGCUUUUGGGCGAGGAUGCACUCCGACUAUCCAAAUGGGCCAAUGUUUCGACCAAAGUCUCGAGUUUCAUGCCUGGAUCCCACCGGGCCAAGAACAUUGCCCUGAGCAUUGACAGAUCUCUGGAAGCCCUGAACACCGACACUGUAGACGUCAUGUAUCUGCACGCCCCCGACCGAGCCACCGCAUUCAAGGAGACAUGCGAGGCCAUGGACAAGGCUUACCACGAAGGCAAGUUUGAACGCUUUGGUCUUUCCAACUACUCGGUCGAGGAAGUCGAGGAGAUUGUACGCAUCUGCGAGGAGAACGGCUAUGUAAAGCCUUCCGUCUACCAAGGACAGUACAACCCCAUCUGCCGAGGAGGCGAGGAACGAUUGUUUGCGGUGCUUCGCGAACACAACAUCGCAUUCUACGCUUACAGUCCCUCGGCGUGCGGCUUUUUCUCCAACAAGGUCUCACGGGCAUCGACGAGAGACAGGAACAGCCGCUGGAACAUCGCCUCGCCUCUGGGCGCCAAAUAUGCCGGCGACUAUUUCCAGGAUCCUCUAUUCGCGGCCGCCGAGAUUGUUCGUCAACAGGCCAGAAAAUUCGGUAUCAGUGGUCACGCUGCCGCCCUCCGAUGGACGACCUGGCAUUCGCAACUCGGUGCCGAGUACGGUGACGCUGUCAUCGUCGGCGCAUCCAAGCUUUCUCAACUCAAAGAAAACAUGGAUAUCCUCGAGCAAGGGCCUCUUCCCGAGCCUCUUGUCGAGACCCUCAACAGUGUCUGGGAAGACGUCCGGGCCCUCGAAAAGGGCCCCCGCUUUUCCUUUGUCUAAAUGUAUCACGACUUUUUGCAGGCUACGAAACGGACAUGGCACAAUGAACGGAAUACACGGAGAAAUGGGGGGCUUUCUACGGCGUUGCUUUCUCACGGAACACAAAAAUUCCCCAGUCGUGGGGGUCUUUUUUUCUUCUCACGGAAAGAAUUUUAUCCUUCUAUCACGAUCCCUCAAGUGCUGAGUUGGAUCUAUUGUCUUUUUUUGGCAAACGUUCCAAAACCGAACGUCUUCUUUUUUUGAUUGGAUUGUUACUGUAUGUGUCAUGAUACCCAAUGCGGCUGUAUGUUAUUCUGAGAAACAGCAUGGAAAUGUCUCUCUACCGGUCUCUGGAAGACGCAGGUUGUCAACUAUGGGUCGAGCUUACAGGCUCGUACACCAUGUGAGACCCAGAAUGCUCUGGGAAAGAGGCGUAUCAAGUUGAGAGAUCGCCCACUUCUAGGUAGCAAAAUGGAAACAUCUAUUGGACUAUGCAA